AUGUCUAAGGCACCUAGUACACGUCUCCCGGUGGGAAACAAGGACUUUACCAAUGCGACGGUAGUCAUUAUCGGGGCCGGAAUAUCUGGAAUGUGCAUGGCUAUUGAUUUGAUCAAGCACAACAAAUGCCGCAACUUUGUGAUUCUAGAGAAAAGUAGCAGUGUGGGAGGAACUUGGAACGACAACAGAUACCCCGGUUGUUGUUGCGACGUCUGGAGCAGUCUAUACAGCUAUUCCUUCGAGCAGAAUCCCGGUUGGUCGCGCGAGUAUCCAGGACAGGAAGAGAUUCAUGCCUACCUCAUUAGCGUCGCGCAGAAAUAUGGACUCUACAAUCAUAUUCGGUUCAACUCCACAGUGGAUGAAGCGCGUUGGGAUGAUGCCGAGUCGAAAUGGAAAGUUAGCGUCAAGGUCUCCGGAGCCAAGGACAGCGAAUAUGCAAACUCCUACCUCAUCAACUCAGACUUCUUGAUCUCUGCAGUUGGACAACUCAAUCUUCCACGGGAGCCGAAGAUUCCAGGCCUGAAAGACUUUCAGGGCAAGAUGAUGCACUCAGCUCGCUGGGACUGGAGCUAUGAUCUUUCGGGGAAGCGAAUUGCCGUCAUCGGAAACGGAGCCACAGCCGCUCAGAUCAUCCCAGAAAUUGCCCUGGAGGCAUCCCAUCUCACUGUCUUCCAACGAACUCCCAAUUGGCUCAUCCCCCGUCAAGAUGCCCCCGUUUCCACCUUGCAAAAGGCGCUAUUGACCUACAUUCCACCCCUUCGCUGGCGCAAGCGAGCCCUGCAGAUGGACUUUCGCGAGUCGUUCCAUAGCGCUAUCUUCGAUGGGAAUUCCGAUUUCGCUCAACAAAUCCGCACUUGGUGUACGGAGAUGAUGCAAGCCCAAUUGGCUCAUAAGCCUGAAUUAUGGAAUACUUUGACACCCAAUUAUUCCCCCGGCUGCAAGCGAGUCAUCAUCAGUGAUGAUUACUAUCCUGCUCUAGGUCGCGACAAUGUUGAUCUAGAGACAGGGCCCAUCACCUGUAUCACCGAGAAAGGAAUUGAAAUUGAAGGCAAGGGUGAACGAGAAUAUGACCUCAUCGUGCUAGCGACUGGAUUCCAGACCGUCGACUUUAUGUACCCCAUUCAGGUCUAUGGUGCAAAUGACCGAUCCCUUGGAGAUAUCUGGAAGAAUGGAGCCAAGGCUUACCUGGGCAUGACGGUCGAGGAUCUGCCUAACUUUGGGAUGUUCUACGGGCCGAAUACCAAUCUUGGUGAGAGUUUCCUUGCGCGCGAUAAAUGUCUGGCUUUUAACUGGGUGAUAGGACACAAUUCCAUCAUUCUUAUGAUCGAAGCUCAAUCCCGAUACCUGAAUGCCAUGGUCAGCGAAGUGAUCCGUGCUCGGCAGCAGGGUAAAACGCUAUCACUCAAACCGACGGAGGCUGCCAUAAAAGACUAUAAUGAUCGGAUCCAAGCACUACUACGAAGAAGCAGCUUUGCAGAUCCUAAUUGCAACAGUUGGUACAAAACAGACGAUGGUAUAAUCACCAACAACUGGUCGGGGACAGUCCUGGACUAUCAAGGGGAACUGUCGAAAGUGGAAUGGGCGGAUUAUAUUGCACAGGGCUCUGGACAUGAUCUCGUGAAGAAGAAGCCAACCCAUAUCGGGCGUGUUUGGGAGGAAACAUUAUUUAGUAAUACUUCAUUGUUGGUUGGGGCUCUUGGGGCGGUGGCUGUGGCAGGGGGGCUACUUUGCUCGGUCUAA
This is a messenger RNA of Penicillium maclennaniae, 1740 nucleotides long. Its product is annotated as flavin-containing monooxygenase. The transcript is spliced from 5 exons. Bases 1 to 1740 code for a protein of 579 amino acids. Lineage: Eukaryota; Fungi; Ascomycota; Eurotiomycetes; Eurotiales; Aspergillaceae. The record is from RefSeq and is a predicted model, not a curated record. Gene Ontology annotation, molecular function: flavin adenine dinucleotide binding; N,N-dimethylaniline monooxygenase activity; NADP binding.